This is a messenger RNA of Owenia fusiformis, 1121 nucleotides long. Lineage: Eukaryota; Metazoa; Annelida; Polychaeta; Sabellida; Oweniidae. The record is from the annotation of a GenBank genome assembly.
CAGAGACCGGCUGAUUGGUUGAAGGUUAUCUCGCGGUUAGUGUCAGGCCAGGUAAUACAGAUUCAGUGUCAAAGCAAAUACAUCAAAGGCACAUUUAUUUAGGAGUUGAUAUCAAAAGUUACCAUGGCAAGUAUGAUAACAGAUCUGAUCAGGCAGUAUGAUGAGGCCUUACCCCAUGCAGAUCCAAGAACCAAAGAUUGGCUGCUGGUCAAUAACACUCCGGUAUAUGUAUGGGCUCUUACUGCCAUCUAUAUGCUGAUUGUGUUUCUGGGACCAACUAUUAUGAAGAAUAGACGACCAUAUGACCUCUCAGCAUUCUUGGUAGUCUAUAACCUUGGCCUGGUGGCUCUUUCCGCCUAUAUGCUAAUUGAGAUAAUUUUGAGUACAUGGAAUGCUGGUUAUUCCUAUAUAUGUACACCAUACAGUAAAAAAUCAUGGGAUAAUCCAAAAGAACUCAGGGUUGCCAAAGUGCUGUGGUGGUAUUUCUUUUCUAAAGCAAUAGAGCUAUUGGAUACUGUGUUGAUGGUGUUAAGAAAGAAGAACAAUCAAAUCACCUUCCUGCACUGGUUCCACCAUAUCUCCAUGCUCAACAUCUGGUGGUGGGUGAUGAUGUUUAUACCAGGGGGCCAAUCCAUAUUUGGAAGUUCACUUAACUGCUCUGUGCACGUCGUAAUGUACGCUUAUUACGGUCUAUCAGCCAUCCCAUCUUUACGUGGAAAACUAUGGUUUAAAAACUACAUUACACAGUUUCAGCUGACUCAAUUUUGUGUAACAUUAGCACACUCGAUUCAUUCUAUAUACAAACCAUGUGAUUUUCCAAAGUGGGGCGAGUGGCUAUUGGUUUGGUAUAUGGUUGCCAUGCUGAUCCUGUUUUCGAAUUUUUAUAUUCGCACAUACAUGUUAAAGAGACAGAAGGCCAGGGAUGCGAAAAAUGGAGUUUCUCAUAAAAAUGGUUUCGUCACCAAUGGAAAUAGUGUUUCAACCAAUGGUGUUUCAACCAAUGGUGUGUUAUCAAACGGAGAUGCUUCCAAUGGACAUGUGAAAAAACGAAAAGUUUAAUACAUAGAGUGAUACUGUAGCAUUUAGGAUCUAAAUAUUGGCAUCUGAUAGUUUUAUGUCAC